Molecule: messenger RNA, 2462 nt
Organism: Macrosteles quadrilineatus (aster leafhopper)
Lineage: Eukaryota; Metazoa; Arthropoda; Insecta; Hemiptera; Cicadellidae
Gene: BCL7-like
Product: B-cell CLL/lymphoma 7 protein family member B-A
Exons: 4
Coding region: 223-618 (131 amino acids)
Source: RefSeq, a predicted model, not a curated record
AUUCAACAUCAACAACAACACAAAUAUCACCACCAUCGCUGUUACAGCUCUUUUCAAUUUCCAACUGUUUAGAUAUACACGGAAUAUUUAUUUGUGCUGUUUCUAAGGAAGGAAGCUUUAUGGACUUGGAAUACAAAUGGAUUGAUUUCUUUAUAAUCUGUGAUUUUAGUUAGGGCGAUCAAAGAACAACCACAUUACUCUCGGAGGCAAUAGCAAGCCAUCAUGAUGUCCAGAUCUAUUCGUGCAGAAACCAGGAGUCGUGCCAAAGAUGACAUUAAACGUGUAAUGCAAGUUGUGGAUAAAGUUAGACAUUGGGAAAAGAAAUGGGUAACAAUUGGUGAAACUACAAUGAAGAUUUAUAAGUGGGUUCCAGUAUUGGGAAGUGACCAGAAAAAGAAAACCAAAGAUCAUCAUAUGAAAGAGAACAGUUUGCUCAAAAGGCCAGCCUUGGACUCUAAUUCAAAUUCAAAUUUUGGUCUAGCUGAAGAUUCUAAUACAUGCUUUUCCAUGGUCAGUGAUUCACAAGGUCCUACUGACUUUUCUGCCCAGCUGGGAUUUUCAGAAGACUCCAACUCCCAGGGAAGUGAACCUGUUAGUAAACGACUCAAGACAGACUAGGCUGCUACCUUGACUCACAACAGCGACAAAGAAUAUUUUACGUUAGUAUAGUACGCUACAUGAAUCAAAUUUUGAAAAUUUUGUUGAAACCCCUAUCAGUUGUUUCUUUUAAUUUUCUUUUGGUGAAAUGUAUAAUGACAUUUUGUGUAAUUGAACUUAAAUGAAUAUUUAUAAUUAUACAAUAGUGUAUUUUGUUUAAAGACUUAUUUUUAUUCAAGCAAGAUUGAAAACACAGGCAAAACUGAGGUCAGAAAAAUGAGUGAGGUUCAGAAUAGUACUUUUGUUUGUGUCGAUGAUCUAUAUUUUUGUGAUAGUAAUCCAUAAUUUACCCUAAAUAAUUCACUAAACAUAAAUUGUAUACAUUGUUUACCUUUAUAAGUUGUCUCCUGGGAUGGUUUCCUCAUUGUUUUGCUAGUAAUAUACAAACAGCUGUUACUGUCAGUUAUGUAAAAUUUGUUGAAGUCAAAGAUACAAUAUGACACUAAAUAAACAGAAAAUAAUUGUCAUAAUGAUACCAUACCAUUAACGGUCCUUUCACACCAUAUGGUUUACCGGUACGUUAUUUUUUUUGUAGUGUAAAGAAUACCAUGGGAACUUUCACUAUACAGUUAUGACGAUGGCAGAAAACAACCGCAUCUUGCAGCCGUCCAUUCCUACUGAACCGGAAGGUUGUCGCACCGUGGCCAUGUGUCAGUGGCGGAUGUAGUUAAAUUCAAGCUUUUAUACUGCACGGUUUUUUGUAAAAUGGGAACCCACCAGCAAAUAGAUCAGCUGUUGCACUGUUUUAUAUUUACAUUAUGAGUUGUCAAGUGGACACUGUUUACGUUUAUUGUGACAUUGUAAUCAAAUUCAUCUUGACCUACGUUGAGAAACCGUGUAUUGUGAAAGAAAAAUAACGCCGCUAAAUCGUUCUGUUUUCAACCACAGCGGAAACGUGUGAAAGGAGCGUUAGUCAAAAGCUAUUUCUUCAGUAAAAUUAAAAGACAAAUUUUACACCAUAUAAAUGCAUAGCUGGUGAUGAUCUUUAUUUAUUUACGGCAAAAUCGCCAUUUGUACAAUCAAUUACAUGCAUAACAAUUUGUGGAUCAAUAAAUACAUUAACAUGCUGUAAGUUUUAUAUCUUGCUAUUUGGUCAUGCUUUGUGACCUUGUCUCUAGCUGAUUUUUUUCAGUAGGGAGAAAAGAGCUACUUUAAUCCCACAAUGUGUCUGUUGAAAACAGCCACUCUCGAUAUUAUAUAUCCUACCUCAUUGUCCGACCUCAGGAUCGCCUCGGUCGUUUGAACUUGAGCUUGUGUCAUAAAGAGUCACUUUAGGCCCUAAUGAUGAAAUGUAAUAUUUUGAAAGAAGGGUAGACGAUUUGUCAUAAGUUUGAAGCAAAGCUUAUAAAAUGGGUUUUUAUCAAACAUGAAUAAAUAAUCAGACCUUCAAAAUAUGAAAUAGAAUAAUAAAGGUUUUUGCUUAUGAUCAUAUUUUAAAUUCCCAACUGUGUUUGAUUACUGACUUGGCUUUUAAUAAAUUGUUCUACAGCUAAUGUUUGUAAUGAAGGUUUUCAGGUUCCCUUAUCAAGUUUUCACGUGGAUGAGAUGUACAGAACGUACAUUUUCUAGGCAAAUGUAUGUUUGGCAAGAUGACACUACAUUCUUGAUUGCAAUAACUUUCAAUUUGCCAUGAUUUAAUGUGAAACUGUAGAGGCAUACAUAUGGUAAGAUUUACUUAAACUUUAAUUUCACAAAACAUAAACACAUACAUCCUGUUAAUAGUACUAUGACGUGCUUGUGUUUUUAGCAUAUUAUUUGUAAAUAGUUGUAUUUUUUUUACAUGUGUAAUAAAGUUUUACGAAGUA